UUCUGCCUGGUAAAGCCUUACAGACUCGACAAAGUCUCCCGAACGGCAACGUCGACGCCAUUUUGUGGUGGUUUUUGUGAACAUUAAGAUGUUUGUGCCGGUGUUUUGUGAGAACUGAAGAUUUUUACCGCUGUCUUCUUGUAUCUGAGAACAUGACGCAGUUUCUACCGCCAAAUUUGUUGGCCCUAUUCGCCCCGCGUGAUCCUAUACCGUAUUUACCACCGGUUAACAAGCUCCCGCAUGAAAAGAAAAAUGGAGGCUACAUCGGUGUUGGAGGUUUUCUUAAAUAUUUCGAGGAGCCGAAAGACACACCGCCACCAGUGCGCGUGGAGACGAGGGAAGAACGUCUUGAACGCAGAAGAAGAGAACGCGCCGAGCAAGUGGCGUAUAAAUUGGAGCAAGAGAUUGCAGUAUGGGAUCCAGCUGGUAUCCCAAAUGUAACAGCGGAUCCUUUUAAAACUCUUUUUGUAGCUCGAAUAAAUUACGAUACAUCUGAAUCGAAACUUAGAAGGGAAUUCGAGGUAUACGGUCCAGUAAAAAAGAUAGUGGUAAUUCAUAAUACAAUAAAUGGCAAACCUAGGGGAUAUGCUUUCAUUGAGUAUGAGCACGAACGAGACAUGCACUCGUGGUGGCCGCUGCCGGCAACUAGUGCCGUUCACUAUUCCAUGCAAUCCCUGAACCUGCCUGAUAUGAUAGCUGCUUAUAAGCAUGCGGAUGGUAAGAAAAUAGAUGGUCGCAGAGUGUUGGUGGACGUCGAACGAGCUAGAACUGUGAAGGGAUGGCUUCCGCGGAGGCUCGGCGGCGGUCUCGGUGGAACGCGAAGAGGCGGUCCCGACGUGAACAUUAAACACUCUGGUCGGGAAGAUAAUGAAAGAGAGCGAGAACGGUAUCGUUUGGAACGAGAGAGGGAGAAUUCUGGACGCCUUGAUAGAGACAGAGAUCGCGAUCGCUUGGAUAGAGAGCGCAGAAGGUCCCGCGAUCGUAAAAGAAGAACAAGAAGCAGAUCGCGCGAUCGGAAACGUAGACGAAGCCGCGAUCGUUUACCCGAUCCGGACAUUGAGGAGAUUCAGAGAGACGAACGGCCGCGCGACAGGAGAGAUCGUGAUCGCGAUCGUGAUCGCGACCGGGACCGUAAGAGAAGACGUUCCAGGAGUAACGAUCGUGAUCGCGACAGGGACCGUAAGAGAGACAAGCGCGAUCGUGAUCGCGAACGUAGAGACAGAAAGGAUCGGGGUGAUCGUCAAGACGAGGACACGAAAGAAAUCCGGAUCAAGGAGGAGCCUUUGGAUGAUUACCCCGACUACAGUAACACGUUCUCAACGUCCGGAUCAUACUUCACCGCUGUGAAAUAUGAAGAUGAUAACGAUCAAGAAGUAGAAGAAAAAUACAGAAUUCCAGAAGGUCGUCCAGAUCCCCCUCCCUACAACAACUAUGAUUCCGUACAAGACUAUUGAUCUCGAUGAUAUUGCAUUGAUCUUGCAUUGUUCUUUUUCGUUCCCCCCCUCCACGCACGAUAACUUAACGUAAUUGCCAAUAAUGUAUUGUAUUUCCUACUGUUGUUAGAGUGUAACAAUGAAUUGUCUACAUUGAGUAUGUAGUUUCUGUAGAAUCUGCAGCGACCAGAUGCUCAAAAUGAGGAUAUUGCAAGGUAAGCAGAUUUGGAUUAAUGAUUUAUAUACAGGAUUUAUAUACAGUUACUUUUAAUUUGAUCGGUUCGAAAUUUUAUAUACUUGCGAUUGACAUGGUAACAAAACGACGAGUCAAUCUAGGUUCAUGAAAUUCAAUUACUGUAGCAAUUUGUGUGUGUGUGUGUGUGAAACCUCGCAAUAUGAAACUGGUAGGUCAAUAAACAUUCGAAUUUGCGCCUAUUAUAAUUUCAAUAUUCAGUUUAAAUAUGUACAUAAAUACAUACGAGAUAUAAAGUUAGUUCUUUCACAAUUGCUACAUGUAUAUUUAUAUAUGUAUAAAUAAAUAAAGUAAAUUAAACACUUA
Molecule: messenger RNA, 1992 nt
Organism: Frieseomelitta varia
Lineage: Eukaryota; Metazoa; Arthropoda; Insecta; Hymenoptera; Apidae
Gene: snRNP-U1-70K
Product: U1 small nuclear ribonucleoprotein 70 kDa-like
Biological process (GO): mRNA splicing, via spliceosome
Cellular component (GO): U1 snRNP; U2-type prespliceosome; precatalytic spliceosome
Molecular function (GO): mRNA binding; U1 snRNA binding
Source: RefSeq, a predicted model, not a curated record